This is a messenger RNA of Penicillium griseofulvum, 4950 nucleotides long. RefSeq names its product aminophospholipid-translocating P4-type ATPase DNF3. Bases 1 to 4950 code for a protein of 1649 amino acids. The transcript has a single exon. The record is from RefSeq and is a predicted model, not a curated record. Gene Ontology annotation, molecular function: ATP hydrolysis activity; magnesium ion binding; ATP binding. Gene Ontology annotation, biological process: post-Golgi vesicle-mediated transport; intracellular protein transport; phospholipid translocation. Gene Ontology annotation, cellular component: plasma membrane. NCBI's taxonomy places the organism in Eukaryota, Fungi, Ascomycota, Eurotiomycetes, Eurotiales, Aspergillaceae.
AUGUCCCUCAACGAUAAACCUACAGAACCUACAGAGGGCACCCAACCCGACCAGAGCGAUGUUCUACGACGCCCGUCUCUUGUAUCCUCGCGAACUCUCUCCGACUCCGGGCGGCGGAUCUCCUCCCAACAUGUGCGCUUCUCAACCGAUCUCGAUCGCGAGUCCGUCGAGGAACAACGACAGACAAACUGGGACCAACGCCCCAAUUCCCGCGGCCUGACCAUCGAAACGGCGCUGGCGCCUCCAUCUGUUCGACCCGCCCACUCACCCACCUCUCCGCUCUCGCCUACCAAUGCGACCCAGAACGCUACCCUCUCCCCGCCUGCUGAGUCCGCCGGUCGGUCUCGGUCGCGAAAUCGUGGAUACUCGCUCCGUCGCAGCAUAUUCAAUAAGACCAUCAACUCGACGGAGACAAAUGAUGUUGCCCUGGCUGAGCUGGGUGAGGUCAAAGAACCCUCUUCGGACGUGACUCCUGCCCAGGCCCCGCCUACUGAACCGCUCACGGCUGCCGAUGAGAAGCAUGCUCUGAGUGUCGCGCCCACGGCGACGCUCGACUCGACUCAUAAGGAUGGUGCCUCCCCUUACGUAUCCUUCGAUCCGUCGGAAAGAACCCUCAAGGAGCAGUUCUCUGUGUCUGUAGCCCACGAUAAAUGGCGCCAGCAAAAGGCGACAGCCGCAGUGGCUGUCGCGCGUUUUGAGGCUGUUAUGACGUCCAUCCAGAAAUUUAUUCUGCGCAUCAAGGAUAUUCCACCUACUAAGGAUGGGCGCCACAUUGACUUGAAUCCGUCUAUGGUAGGUUCCAUGAUUGAUGAGCGCACCGAGAAGCCUUACAUCGGUAAUUACAUCCGUUCUAGUCGUUACAGUCUCUGGAGUUUCUUCCCUCGUCAAUUCUUCGCUCAAUUCACCAAAGUCGCCAAUUUCUACUUCUUGAUCGUCGCCAUCCUACAGAUGAUUCCCGGCUUGAGUACAACUGGAACAUACACAACCAUCGUUCCGCUUUUGAUCUUCGUUGGUAUCUCAAUGGGCAAGGAAGGAUUUGAUGACUAUCGUCGGUAUCGCUUGGACAAGGAAGAGAACAAUCGGGAUGCUUGGGUGCUUCGUCCAGGUCAUGGGACAGUCCAGGAUGGCGCCUCCGUGAUAAGCAACGCUCAAGAUUGGCAGCGGAUCAAGUGUGAGGAAAUUCGUGUUGGGGACGUCAUUAAACUUGAACGCGACCACCCGAUCCCCGCUGAUAUUGCUCUCCUUCAUGCCAGCGGACCCAAUGGCGUCGCUUACAUCGAGACCAUGGCGCUUGACGGUGAGACAAACUUGAAAAAUAAGCAGCCGUGUCAGCCUGUCUCCAAGGUGUGCUCGACUGUGGAAGACAUCAACAGCAACUCCUUGCACUUUGUCGUUGAGGACCCCAACUUGGAUCUCUAUAAGUUCGACGGUCACGUCAGUGUCAAUGGACAGGAGAGACUGCCCUUGACCAACAACGAGAUCGUUUACCGUGGCAGUAUCCUUCGCAAUACCGAUCGCGCUCUUGGUAUGGUGAUCUAUACUGGCGAGGAGUGCAAGAUUCGAAUGAACGCCAACAAGAACCCACGAAUCAAGAAGCCUGCUCUGCAGGACAAGGUCAACCGUGUGGUUAUGCUUAUUGUGGUUCUGGUCGUUAUCCUGGCUGUUGUCUGCACCGUGGCUUACAAGUUUUGGUCACAGGACGUAGAGAAACGUUCUUGGUACCUUGAAAACGCUAGUGUCUCGUACGGCCCGAUUUUCACUUCGUUCCUGAUCAUGUUUAACACCAUGAUUCCCAUCUCCCUGUAUGUGAGUAUGGAAAUCGUUAAAGUUGCCCAGAUGCUGCUCUUGAACGAUAUCGAUAUGUACGAUCCCGAAACCGACACCCCGCUUGAGGCGCGCACAUCCACGAUCAACGAGGAGCUCGGCCAAGUUAGCUACAUCUUCUCCGACAAGACCGGUACUCUGACAAAUAACUCUAUGCGCUUCCGCAAGAUGAGUGUGGCUGGAACCGCCUGGUUGCACGAUACAGACCUCCAGGAGGAGGCUGCUCGUGAAGGAGACCACACCAAGUUGAUGCACAAGAAACGGAGAGUAAAGGGGAAAAAGGCGAUGGGCCGCAAGUCGAAUGUUUCCGAGGCUCAGAUGCCCCGUCCAUCGAAUGUUUCUGGGCCCCUUGAUGCUCUCCGUCAGCAUGGUCGUUCGGCUACUACAUACCGCACUGAGGAGAUGCUCGAAUACAUUCAGCGCAAGCCGUACACCAUCUUUGCCCGAAAGGCCAAACUGUUCAUUCUGUCCAUGGCCCUGUGUCACACUUGUAUUCCCGAAGAAGACAAGAACGGAAAAACAACUUUCCAGGCUUCCUCUCCCGAUGAGUUAGCUCUUGUUCUUGCAGCCCAGGAACUCGGAUUUCUCGUCGUGGAUCGCCAAGCAAACAAGUUGACCAUCCGCACUCGACCCAACGGACCGGACGAAGCCACCACCGACGAAGUCUACGAGAUUAUGGACGUGAUCGAAUUCUCAAGCGCGCGAAAGCGUAUGUCGGUAGUUGUUCGAAUGCCCGACCAGCGCAUUUGCCUAUUCUGCAAAGGUGCCGACACUACGCUGAUGCGUCUCCUAAAGCAAGCCGAUCUGGCGCGUGAGAAGGCGAAUGAGAUUGAGCGCCGUGCAAGCAGACGCAAGAACGCCGAAAUGAACCAGGUCAUUCGACGUAACAGUGAGCACCACAGCCGGAAGAACAGUAUGGCUCGGAGCAGUAUGACCCGGCCUAGCUUCACCCGUCAGCGCUCGUCGAUUACUGGGCAACAGGGUUCAGCUCUUCGGGCCAGUAUCGAUGUUUGGCUGCGCGAUCGGGAGACAGAUGGUGGUAUGCGGAACAGAGAGGCUGAUAGCGAGUACUACAGCCCUCGGCCUUCGGCGCAGAUGGGUAGACCCUCAGCUGCGAUCUCGGAUUCUGGUAGUUCUACGAAUGGCGAAGAUGAUGAGGAGGAUCUCGUCGAGGAGGCACUGGUUGUCAACGAGGCCGCUAUUUUCGAGCGCUGCUUCCAGCAUCUAAAUGACUUUGCCACUGACGGCCUUCGGACUUUGUUGUAUGGCCACCGAUUCUUGGAUGAAGCGACCUACACGAACUGGAAAAUUGCCUACCAUGAGGCUUGCACUAGCCUCGUUGACAGGCAGCAAAAGAUUGAGGAUGCAGGCGAGCAGAUUGAACAGCAGCUGGAACUUACUGGCGCUACUGCGAUUGAGGACAAACUGCAAAAGGGCGUGCCAGAGGCUAUUGAAAAACUGCGACGAGCCAAUAUCAAGAUGUGGAUGUUGACUGGUGAUAAGCGGGAGACUGCUAUCAAUGUCGGCCACUCGUGUCGUCUUGUCAAGGAGUACUCGACACUGACUGUCUUGGAUCAAGAGAAUGGCGACGUUGAGCAAACGAUCGUAGACCUUAUCGGCGAGAUUACCGGCGCUCGCGUGGCACAUUCUGUGGUCGUGGUUGAUGGUCAGACGCUGUCCACGAUCGAAGCGAAUGAGGUAGUGCGUGAACGAUUCUUCCAAUUGGCUGUCAAGGCAGACUCGGUCAUCUGCUGCCGAGCGAGUCCGAAGCAAAAAGCGUUCUUGGUGAAAUCAAUCCGCAAACAGCUCACCGACGCAAUAACGCUUGCUAUUGGAGACGGCGCCAACGAUAUCGCCAUGAUCCAAGAGGCCCAUGUGGGUAUUGGAAUCACUGGAAAGGAGGGAUUGCAAGCAGCACGCAUCUCGGACUACUCGAUCGCGCAGUUCCGCUUCCUGCUCAAGUUGCUUCUUGUGCAUGGCCGAUGGAACUAUAUGCGUGCUUGCAAAUAUACACUUGGCACGUUCUGGAAGGAAAUGGUGUUCUACCUGACUCAAGCGCUGUACCAGCGCUGGAACGGCUACACUGGCACUAGUUUGUACGAGCCGUGGAGUUUGAGUAUGUUCAACACUUUGUUCACCUCGCUCGCUGUGAUCUUCUUGGGUAUCUUCACCAAAGACCUCUCAGCAUCGACACUGCUAGCCGUGCCGGAGCUCUACACCAAGGGUCAAAGGCACGGCGGCUUCAAUAUCAAGCUUUAUCUGGGAUGGUCCUUCAUGGCGACCUGCGAAGCAGUGAUAAUUUUCUUCACGAUGUGGAGCCUCUUCGGUCUCGCAAGAAUCAACCCCAGCGACAACGAUAUCUUCUCCAUGGGCCUACUCACCUUCUCCGCGUGCAUCAUCGUCAUCAACGUCAAGCUCCAAGCCCUGGAAGUCCACAACAAAACCUACAUGUCGCUAGCUGUGAUAAUCAUCUCCGUCGGCGGCUGGUUCAUGUGGGACCUCAUUCUCGACCGCGAAUACACAAUGGAAUCCGGAAAAGGUAUCUACUUCCUCCCUUCCAACUUCAUCCAUCACUCCGGCCACAACCUCCUCUUCUGGGCCGUCCUCCUUCUCUCCGUCUCGGCAGUCCUCCUCUUCGAAUUCACCGUCUCAACCCUCCGCGCCUUAUUCUUCCCAACAGACGUCGACAUCUUCCAAGAAUAUGAACAAGACCUCGACAUCCGCAGGCGCUUCGAAGAGGCUGCCGCCUCAGAACUCCAGCAGGGCUGGGACCACGGCACCAAGAGAUCAAGCUUGGAGAUCGCCCGCGAAAACGCCGAGCUCGCCGAGAUCGACGCCCGCGAACGCCAGGUCCGCGAGCUCCUCGCCCGCCCCCGCGUCAUGGACACCAAGCCUGAAGCCAAGGAACUCGAGAUCGAUGGGUUCACCAGCGCCAGCGCGACGGCCAGUCACAGCAGCAGCGUGCCGAGUCGCGAUGCUGCGAAUGUCGCUGAUGCGGAGACAGACCGUGGUCGCCAGUCUGGCCUCCUCUGUCCCGAAGACGCUACCGGCCGUCGUCGCUCCGUUGAAAUCCAAGAGCUCUUCAGUAAAGGCUAUGGUGCUGUGCGUAAGGGCCAGCUCAAAUGA